Molecule: messenger RNA, 4332 nt
Organism: Urocitellus parryii (Arctic ground squirrel)
Lineage: Eukaryota; Metazoa; Chordata; Mammalia; Rodentia; Sciuridae
Gene: Znf614
Product: zinc finger protein 614
Biological process (GO): regulation of immune system process; negative regulation of transcription by RNA polymerase II; regulation of cytokine production
Cellular component (GO): nucleoplasm
Molecular function (GO): DNA-binding transcription repressor activity, RNA polymerase II-specific; RNA polymerase II cis-regulatory region sequence-specific DNA binding
Source: RefSeq, a predicted model, not a curated record
ACGYGCAAGAUGCCGCCGGCGCCCCGUCGGCCUCGGACAGGCGCUGGCCUCCGAGAACGUUCGCGGUUAGCACGGCGUCGCAGACCCUCCCGGGCAAGCGGAAGGAUAAGGCCUUGAAGGGCGGGAGGGGUUUGCCAUCUUGGGUCCCGGGUCCCUCUCGGCAGAAGGCCGCGGCGGGCGUGGCCUGCUCGGUUCUGUGCAGCUGCCUCCAGCCCCUCUGCCCCUUCCCGGCGUCGCGGCCGGCGCAGGGACUUCCGGGUGUGGAGGCGACGGGCAGGGUUGUUGGGAGCCACUCUGGAAACCUGCCCUUAAGUCCUGAGCAAGAGAAACUGAACAAUUAUUGCCGCCCACAGUAACUUGGGCCCUGCCUCAGCUCAGGUCCUUGCUCAACAGAAUAAAGAAGAAUGGAGGAGAAGAAUGAAGGGAGAAGGAAGAACUCCUAGAGUGUUACCAUUUCUAAGGAACCUUAAACUGGAUGCCAAGGUUUCUGAACAUAAUGACUCCAGGGCUGUAGUAGAAGAGAUAUAAAACUUAGAAUCCUGUUAUCCAUCAUUUCCUGGGUAUAGAGGAAAAUGAUUGAGCCUCAGGAAUUGGUGACAUUGGAGGAUGUGGUUGUGAAUUUCACCUUGGAGGAGUGGCAGCUCCUGGAUCCUUCUCAGAAGAAUCUGUACCAGGAUGUGAUGUUGGAAAAUUAUAAUAAUCUGGUCUCAGUAGGGUUUCAAAAUAUCAAACCACAUGCACUCUCCAAUUUGGAGCAAGGAGAAGAACUGUGGAUGAUAGAAGAUGAAGUCCCGAAUGGACCCUGUUCAGAAAUCGGGAAAGUUGAUGGCCACCUGCAGGAGUACUCUCAAAACCAAAGAUUCCUGAAGAGUAUGCAUCAAUGCAGUGAUCAGAAUGCAUUUAAAAAUAUCACUCAUUUCAGCAAAACACAUUUUAUUCUACUGCAAAAUCAUGAUACAACUUUGAAAUUAAGAUUAGGUUUAGUUAACCAGAAGAGAAGRCAUGAAAUAAAUAACCCUGUUGGUUUUAAUGAAGGUGAGAAAAUCUACCUACACAAUAAAGAUGAACAUACAUUUACUGAAAUGAAACUCGCUGAAAGUACAAAAUGCACAGGUAUUAAAUGUCAAGCGUUCAAACAUCAGAAGACUCAAAAAAUUGAGAAACCCCUUGCAUACACUGAAGGUGAGAAAACCUUCACCAGAAAGUCUCCGCUCCCGUAUCAUGGGAGCAUCCAUACAGGAGAGAAACCUGGGAGUGGUCAAGGUGAGAAAUCGUCCAGAAGUGUCCUAACCACUAAGCAUCAGAGGACUCAUGUAGGAGACCUUCCCUGUGUACUCAGCGAGUCCAGGAAGGGUCCUGCUGUGAAGAGCAGCCUCACUGUCAGUGAGCAGUCCCAGACAGGAGAGAAAUCCUAUCUGUGCAGCGAGUGUGGAAAGGGCUUUACAAUGAAGCGCUAUCUAAUUGCUCAUCAGCGAACUCACAGUGGAGAGAAACCUUUUGUAUGCAGUGAAUGUGGAAAAGGYUUCACUGUGAAGAGCAAUCUCAUCGUCCACCAGCGAACUCACACAGGGGAGAAACCCUAUAUAUGCAGUGAAUGUGGAAAAGGCUUYAUCAUGAGGCGCUAUCUAGUUGUGCAUCAGCGAACUCACACUGGAGAGAAACCCUAUGUUUGUAAUGAAUGUGGAAAAGGCUUUACUGUGAAGAGCAAUCUCAUUGUGCAUCAGAGAUCUCAUACAGGGGAAAAAUCCUACAUAUGCAGUGAGUGUGGAAAAGGCUUCACUGUGAAACGCACUCUCAUCAUACAUCAGCGGACUCACACAGGAGAAAAGUCCUAUAUAUGCAGUGAGUGUGGAAAAGCCUUCACCACCAAGCGCACUCUUGUUAUACACCAGCGAACUCAUACAGGAGAGAAACCCUAUGAAUGCAAUGAAUGUGGUAAAGCCUUCAGCCAGAAGAUAUGCCUCAUACAACAUGAGAGAUGUCACACAGGAAAGACUCCCUUUGUAUGUACUGAGUGUGGGAAGUCCUAUUCACACAAAUAUGGCCUCAUUACCCAUCAGCGAAUUCACACAGGAGAGAAGCCCUAUCAGUGCAGUGAAUGUGGGAAAGCCUUCACUACAAAGUCGGUGCUCAAUGUACACCGAAGAACUCAUACUGGAGAGAGGCCCUACGGAUGCAGUGAUUGUGAGAAAGCCUUCUCCCACUUGUCGAACCUUGUUAAACACAAGAAAAUGCACACCAGAGAAUCGGAUCGAUUCAUUCAAGUUGAAAAUUCUUUUAAUAGAGAGUCACAGCACAUCACUUAGGAGUGAACUCAUGCAUCCCUGAAACACUGUGCAGGGUGGAAAUGUCUUCUGUGGCAACUCAGACUUCACUAAACAUCUGUGUCUCUGGCCGAUUGGAAUGUAAUCACGGCACAGCCAACUGGGUGCCCUCAGAAGGAUCCUCCCAGGAGAUAUGCCUGGUUGCAGUAAAUAUGAUAGUGCCUUUGGUGAUCCUUUACCUCUCAUUUUCUAUCARUGAAAACAGAUAAACUCAGAUAUACUCAGUAUGGAGAUCCCCUGUACAAAAUCUCUAGCUCAUAAUCUGGAAAGGCUAUAACUAGAUAAAUUCUGUGAAUGUAGAGACUAAGAAAGUCAUCUUUGGAAAGACUUUAUUUUCAGGGCUCUUCAUGAAUUAUUGGCUUAUUAUUUGGCAGAAAUAACAGUGACCAUAGCAAAGCCUUUACCCAGAAAUAAGACCUCAAUUAGUGUCAAGUGUUUACACUGGAGAAUAUCUUUAUGGUAAUAAAUACAACAAGAUUUAGUAACACAUCCUGCUUUAUGAUUUGUCAGGAAAUCAAAUAGAAAACAAAAAUUCUCUGAACAUGUUAAAUAUAGACCACCUUUGGCAAAAUAUUGGAGAGCCUGAAAACAGUGAAGUCCAACAUUUAAGUGCUUUUGAGUCUAACCUCCGUGUGUCAGACAAUACGCCCGGUGUGCAUUUCCAGGCAGGCUACCUCAUACCCCACGUCUAGUUGCUUUGCCAAUGAGUCCAUAUUUUUUUUUCCAUUGAUGCUGGAUAUCAAACCCAGGGCCUUCAAGCAUGCUAGGGGAAAGUACUGUACCACUGAGCUAUACUCUCAGCCCCAGUUCCAUAAUUUAGAAAAACUGCUUUCUAUGGCACUGAUUAUUAUUGUAAGAAAUAUCUUUGGUCUUUGUCCCUGAUUCCUUGCAGAGAGCUAAAAACCUUGCCUUGGAGUUUCAUAAAUGACAGGGAUGUCUUGUUAUUCAUGAGGUCCUUCUAAGCACACCUUAGUACAUGCUAAUAAGGUGAUAGAGGAAGGAACUGGUCACCAUAAAGAUCAAGUGAUUAUAGGGUAGAAUCCUGGGCAGAAGGGUCUGAAGAUUGAACUCCUGCAUAAUGAAACUGUAGAUUGUCCAAAUUGGUGAAAACACCUGUGUGCUGAAAGGUUCUCACACUCCAGCUCCGUGGGUACAGAGGCUUCUGAGCUCUGGGCCCUUCCACUCUUUGUAUCUUUUUGUCUGACUGUUCAUUUGUAUCCUUUAUAAUAAACCGUUAAACUUAAGUUAAAUUUCUCAGAUUUUUGUAAACAUUCUAGUAAAUUAUUGCAUAUGAGGAGUAUCAUGGGGCCUCUCAGUUUAAUGCCAGUAGGUUAGAUGUCCAGUUAGCCUGAGACUUGUGACCGGCAUCUGAAGUGAAGGUGGUCCUGCAGCACUGAGCCCUUGCACUUGUGGAGUUUGCACUAACUUAGAAUAGUGUCAGAACUGAUUAUAGGAUGCCCACUUGGUGUGGGAGAGUUGUUGAGGUUGUGAAGUUGGGACCCUAGCAACUUGCUGGUGGGAACAUGAAAUGAUGUGGCAACUGGAAAAUAAUCUGGCAGUUUCUCCAAGGUUAAGCACAGAAUUGUCACAUGGCCCAGAAUUCUACUCCUAGAUAUAUACACAAGAGAAAUGAGAACUCAACAAUGCUUGCURCUCCUUAAAUUUGAGGCCACAUACUGAGGCCUUAUCUCAAGAAAAAAAGGGGGCUUGGUGGUCAGUGAUAGAGCACCCUGGGUUGUCCCAAAGUACAAAAAACCAAAAACAGUUUAAAUGUUCAUUAGCUGAGGAAUGGAUUAGUAUAUUCAAGUAACCAAGCAUUGGGUGGCAAUAAAAAAGGAAUUAUGAACUGAUAUGUCCUAAAAUAAAUGAGCUAUGGGAAGCCAUUCUCCCACGUGAUUGGGCACCUCCCGGAUUGGGUGUGAGGCGCUCUGGCCAAACUGUGUUGGAGCUUUCCCCACCCUCUCCAGGUGUGAGAGCCUGUCCGUGUGGGGGUGUGACUGACCACUGA